Molecule: messenger RNA, 7057 nt
Organism: Canis lupus familiaris (dog)
Lineage: Eukaryota; Metazoa; Chordata; Mammalia; Carnivora; Canidae
Gene: PRRC2B
Product: proline rich coiled-coil 2B
Exons: 32
Coding region: 127-6813 (2228 amino acids)
Biological process (GO): cell differentiation
Source: RefSeq, a predicted model, not a curated record
CGCCGCCUCCGCGCCCGGCCGCCGCCCGACCGCCAUCGCCCGGCCCAGUCGCGCCCGCGGAACCAGACCAGGCAGAUCAGGAGCGGUGCCGAGAAAAAUUUCCUUACUAGAUGACAUUUCAUCGCAAUGUCCGAUCGUUUGGGGCAAAUAACCAAGGGCAAGGAUGGGAAAAGCAAGUAUUCGACUCUCAGCCUGUUUGAUAAGUAUAAAGGAAAAUCAGUAGACGCGGUCAGAUCCUCAGUUAUUCCUAGACAUGGCUUACAGAGUCUCGGGAAGGUUGCCACAGCCCGGCGCAUGCCACCGCCUGCAAACCUGCCAAGCUUGAAGUCUGAGAACAGAGGAAACGACCCCAACAUCGUUAUAGUUCCCAAGGACGGGACGGGAUGGGCAAACAAGCAGGAUCAGCAAGACCCAAAGAGUUCCAGUGUGACGGGCUCUCCGCCGCCGGAGUCGCUGCCGCAGCCGGGUUUGCAGAGGCCUGUCUCCAGCUUACAGAAGCCGACACAGCCGAGCAGCCAGGAGAACACAAAUUCAGUGCCAGGUGGACCAAAGUCAUGGGCACAGCUGAAUGGAAAGCCAGCAGGACACGAAGGUGGUUUAAGGGGCUCAAGCCGACUGUUAUCCUUCUCUCCCGAGGAGUUUCCGACGCUGAAAGCAGCUGGAGGGCAGGACAAGGCUGGCAAGGAAAGGGGCGUCUUCGAUCUGUCGUAUGGGCCAGGACCAAGCCUCCGCCCUCAGAAUGUGACAAGCUGGAGGGAGGGCGGUGGGCGAAACAUAAUUUCUGCCACGUCUCUGAGCGCCUCCCCAACUGAGCUGGGCAGCAGGAACUCGAGUGCGGGAGACGGAGCCCCCUCCUCGGCAUGUACCAGCGAUUCUAAGGACCCCUCUCUCCGCCCGGCUCAGCCUGUCCGAAAAGGGGCUUCACAGUUCAUGGGAAAUGUAUACCACCCACCUACAUACCAUGACAUGCUUCCUGCUUUUAUGUGUUCACCGCAGUCAUCAGAGAACCAGGGUACAGUGGAACGAGGAUCUUUUCCCCUUCCCCAGCUCCGUCUUGAACCCCGUGUUCCCUUUAGACAAUUCCAGAUGAAUGACCAAGAUGGAAAAGAAAACAGGCUGGGAACAACUCGCCCCAUCCGCCCGCUGAGGCAGCUGGUGGGACGGGCGCCGCGGCCCACCAUCAUCAAUGCGGAAAACCUGAAGGGCCUGGAUGACCUGGACGCUGACGCUGAUGACGGCUGGGCAGGCCUUCAUGAGGAAGUGGACUACUCAGAGAAACUGAAGUUCAGUGAUGAUGAAGAGGAGGAAGAAGUUGGGAAGGAUGGCAGGCCUAAGUGGAGCAGUUGGGACCCCAGACGGCAGCGGCAGUUGUCAAUGAGCUCUGCAGACAGUGCUGAUGCCAAACGUCCCCAAGAGGAAGGAAAGGACUGGGGCGAAACAGUGGGUGUGACCCGUGUCGUCCGGAAAGUGCCAGAACCUCAACCACCUUCCAGGAAACUUCACAGCUGGACAUCCGGCCCUGACUACCAGAAGUCCUCGAUGGGCAGCAUGUUCCGGCAACAGUCUGUUGAGGACAAAGAGGACAAGCCACCCCCACGGCAGAAAUUUGUGCAGUCAGAGAUGUCGGAGGCUGUGGAGCGAGCCCGAAAACGCCGGGAGGAGGAGGAGCGCCGAGCCCGCGAAGAGAGGCUGGCUGCCUGUGCCGCCAAGCUCAAGCAGCUGGACCAGAAGUGUAAGCAGGCUCAGAAGGCGGGCGAGGCCCAGAAGCCUGUAGAGAAGGAAGUACCUCGAUCUCCAGGCACCGAGAAGCUGCCGCCACAGGAGAAUGGCCCUGCUGUGCGCAAAGGCUCUCCUGAGUUCUCUGCCCAGGGAGCCACCAACACGUUUUUGGAAGAAGCCCCGAUGGUUCCUCCAGCUGUGGCCCAGAGUGGCAGCAGUGAGGAGGGAGCCAGGGAGGCUGGGUCCCCUGCACAGGAGUUCAGCAAGUACCAGAAGUCACUUCCUCCCAGAUUCCAGCGCCAGCAGCAGCAGCAACAGCAGCAGGAGCAGCUGUACAAAAUGCAGCACUGGCAGCCGGUAUACCCUCCACCUUCCCACCCACAGCGCACCUUCUACCCUCACCAUCCCCAGAUGCUGGGUUUCGAUCCCAGGUGGAUGAUGAUGCCUUCCUACAUGGACCCACGAAUCCCGCCCACUCGCCCCCCGGUGGAUUUCUACCCCUCUGCCCUCCAUCCCUCAGGAUUGAUGAAGCCGCUGAUGCCCCAGGAUUCCCUCAGUGGGACUGGCUGUCGCUCUGAGGACCAGAACUGUGUGCCCUCACUGCAAGAAAGGAAAGUGGCCACCCUCGACCCAGCCCCCGUGUGGAGCCCCGAGGGUUACAUGGCACUGCAGAGCAAGGGCUACUCGCUUCCCCAGCCAAAAUCGAAUGACACUUUGGCCAUGGACAUGCAUGUCAGGAAUGAAAGCUCUUACUCUGCCUCACCCGGAAGGUCAGGGGGCGUAGGUGCCCAGCGCGAUCUCCUUGAGGAGAGAGGGGAGGAGUUCUUGAGUGCUUUUGACAAGAAGGCCCAAGCAGACUUUGACAGCUGUGUCUCUUCUCAAAGAAUAGGCCAGGAGCUUUUGUUUCCACCCCAAGAAAAUGUUCAGGAAGCAGGUGCUCCUGGGCGUCACACCCCAGACCUCAGGUGUUCCCCACUGGAGCCCGACUUUGCCCCAGCUGAGAAAAAGCAAGAGUAUAGCAAUUGGGAUGUUAGCCAUCCAUCAGAGGCCACCGACACAGUCAACGGCAUCGAGAAAGGGGCACUGCGGGAGGAGCCGUCGUUUAACGUCUCUUCCUGGGAGAAGGAAGGGAGCCCCAACAAACAGCCGUCCCUGGAGCCCGAGUGGACAUCCGAGCCCCGGGGCCCCGGCAGCCAGCAGCAGGAGCAGACCAGCAGGACGCGGAGGUCAGGACCCAUCAAGAAGCCUGUCCUGAAAGCCCUCAAGGUAGAGGACAAGGAGAAGGAGCUUGAGAAGAUGAAGCAGGAACUGGGGGAGGACAGUGCCCGUGUGGCUAAGGAGAAGGGGCCGGUUCGCACGGCGGACAAGGACGAGGAUGAAGAGAACGACCCCGCGCUGGCCAAUUCCUCCCCCUCCCCCUUGGAGGACCAGGGCUCUGCUCGAGCUAGUUUGGGCCGCGAGGCCAGCAGGUGCGAAGAGGACGAGAAGCCCGACAGGGCCUGGGAGAGCAGACCCUCCCGGGAGUCGAGCGACACUCCCCCGACGAAGAGGAACAACUGGAUCUUUAUCGACGAGGAGCAAGCCUUUGGGGGCCGAGGACAGGCCCGGGGCCGGGGCCGUGGCUUCCGAGAGUUCACCUUCCGCGGGCGGCCUACGGGCGGCCCCAGCCUCUGCGGCGGGGGGGUGCUCGGGGCGCGGGGCAUCUACAGCAGCGGCCAGAGGAGCGGCCGUGGCCGGGGGCUGCGGGACUUUGGGCAGCCCGAAGACUUCCCUAGGGCCAAGCCGCGGCGGCGGAUCGCCAGCGAGACGCACAGUGAGGGCUCCGAGUACGAAGAGCUUCCAAAGCGGCGGCGGCAGCGAGGCUCGGAGAACGGGAGCGAAGGCUCGCUUCUGGAGCGCGAGGGCAGCACCCUGAGGAAGGGCGACUUCAGGGACUCCUGGCGCUCCAAUAAGGUGUGCUCCGAGGACCCCGGCGGCCCCGAAGCCAAGAGCCGAGGCCCUCGCACCUUCGGUCGGGCGCUCCCUCCGCGGCUGAGCAGCUGCGGCUAUGGGCGGAGAACCUUCGUGUCCAAAGAGGCCACCCACUGGCAGAGCAAGAGCCCUGGUGCCUCCUGGCCGGAGUAUGGCUCCCCGGACACGUGCGGGUCCCGGCGACCUGCAGACAGAGACUGUGUCCCCGAUGCCUACAGACACUCGGACUCAUUUGGUGCCAGGGCCUUCGAGGACAGCCGCCCAGAGGACAAGAGGCCCUUCUUCCCUGAUGACCACGCAGCCGACUCAGAGGGCGCAGAGAACCGGCCCUUCCGGAGGAGGCGCCCUCCACGCCAGGACAAGCCUCCGCGCUUCCGGCGCCUCCGACAGGAGCGGGAAUCCCUGGGCCUGUGGGGGCCUGAGGAGGAGCCCCACUUGCUGGCAGGGCCAUGGCCAGGCCGGCCCAAGCUCUGCCCUGGGGACAAGAGUGGGUCCCCUGAGCUCUCAUACCAGAACUCGUCUGAUCACGCCAACGAGGAAUGGGAGACAGCCUCUGAGAGCAGUGACUUCAGUGAGAGGCGGGAGCGGCAUGAGGGCCCCGGGGUCGAGCCCGACCCGCAGGUGGACGGUAGCCUGCCUGGGGCUGCCGUGGGCGAGAAGAAGGAGCUGGCCAAGAGGAGCUUCUCCAGCCAGAGGCCCCUGGCCGACAGGCAGAGCCGAAAGCUGGAGCCGGGGGGGUUUGGGGAGAAGGCCGUUAGGCCAGGUGGUGGUGACACUUCUCCCCGUUAUGAGAGCCAACAGAAUGGGACGCCUUUGAAAGCCAAAAGGUCCCCAGAUGAGGCCUUGCCUGGAGGUCUUGGUUGCAGCGGUGGGAGCAGCCACUAUGCCCUGGAGCGGGCAGCCCAUGCCACAUCGGACAUCCCCGAAGCCUCCUGUGAGAAGGCAGAGAAGGAGGCCAAGCUGGCUGCUCAGAGGGCGGGUGAACAGGGAGAAACCAUGAAACAGUUUGACCUGAACUAUGGAAAUUCCAUCAUUGAAAACUGCGGGUCCAGCCCUGGGGAGGAAAAUGAGGUAGGCCCCAUGGCGGGUGAAGGUUUCAUCGAGGUCCUAACCAAGAAGCAGCGCCGUCUGCUGGAAGAAGAGAGGAGGAAGAAGGAGCAGGCUGUACAGGUGCCUGUCAAGGGGCGAAGUCUUUCCUCCCGUAUUCCUCCUCGCUUUGCUAAAAAGCAAAACAACUUGUGCCUGGAGCAGAGUGACGUGACUGUGCCCGGAAGUAGCCUGGGCACUGAGAUUUGGGAGAGCAGCAGCCAGGCCCUCCCUGUUCAGGCUCCAGCCAACGACUCAUGGACAAAAGCCGCCACUGCCUUCAAUAGCACCGAGCCCGGCUCUGCUGAGCAGGGUUUUAAGAGCAGCCAGGGGGACAGCGGCGUUGACCUGAGUGCUGAGUCUCGGGAGUCGUCUGCGACCUCCUCACAGCGCAGCUCCCCGUACGGCACUCUGAAGCCGGAGGACAUGAAUGGGCCUGGCCUGGAGCCCAAGGCCGACAGCCACAAGGAGCAGGCUCAGAAACAGCCUGAGCCGAAGGAUUCAGAACAAGGCUCAGGACAGAGCAAGGAGCACAGACCAGGACCCAUCGGCAAUGAGCGUUCUCUGAAAAACAGAAAGGGCUCAGAGGGGGCUGAGCGGCUGCAGGGGGCUGUCGUCCCGCCUGUUAAUGGGGUUGAGAUUCACGUGGACUCUGUGCUGCCGGUGCCGCCCAUUGAAUUUGGAGUCAAUCCAAAAGACUCCGAUUUCAGCUUGCCACCUGGUUCUGCCUCUGGUCCGGCGGGAAAUCCGGUUGUCAAACUUCAGGAUGCCUUGGCCAGUAAUGCGGGGUUAACACAGAGUAUUCCCAUCCUCCGGCGCGACCAUCACAUCCAGAGGGCCAUUGGCCUCUCCCAGAUGUCCUUCCCCACCGCCGACCUCACCCUGAAGAUGGAGUCUGCACGCAAGGCUUGGGAAAAUUCACCCAGUUUGCCAGAGCAGAGCUCUCCUGGAGGCGGGGGCUCAGGCAUCCAGCCCCCGUCAUCUGUGGGAGCCUCCACCGGGGUGAACUAUAGCUCCUUCGGGGGAGUUUCCAUGCCGCCCAUGCCUGUGGCCUCGGUCGCGCCUUCUGCUUCUCUCCCAGGCAACCACCUGCCGCCUCUGUACCUGGAUGGCCAUGUGUUUGCAAGUCAGCCCCGGCUGGUUCCUCAAACGAUACCUCAGCAGCAGAGUUACCAGCAGGCUGCCGCUGCCCAGCAGAUCCCUCUUUCCCUUCACACAUCUCUGCAGGCUCCAGCCCAGCUGGGACUGAGGGGCGGGCUUCCCGCCUCCCAGGCUCAGGAGAUCUUCAGCUCCUUACAGCCCUUCAGAUCUCAGGUGUACAUGCAUCCCAGCCUGUCACCACCCAGCACCAUGAUCCUCUCUGGAGGCACAGCCUUGAAGCCUCCAUACUCGGCGUUCCCAGGCAUGCAGCCCUUAGAGAUGGUGAAGCCCCAGUCCGGCUCCCCCUACCAGCCCAUGAGUGGAAACCAAGCCCUGGUCUACGAGGGCCAGCUGGGUCAGGCUGCGGGCCUAGGCGCCUCCCAGUUGUUGGACUCCCAGCUCCCACAGCAGCUGACGAUGCCGCUGCCUGGCUCCCAGCUGCCUCUGCCGCGGUACGGCUCCGGGCAGCAGCCUCUGAUUCUACCACAGUCCAUCCAGCUGCCACAGGGGCAGAGCCUCUCUGUCGGGGCCCCCCGAAGAAUCCUUCCACCCGGCUCCCAGCCUUCGGUCCUUAACACCAGCAGAGAGUCCUCUCAGAUGGAGAUGAAGGGCUUCCACUUUGCCGACAGUAAACAGAAUGUUCCUUCAGGAGGCUCUGUGCCAUCACCCCAGACUUACAGGCCUAGCUCUGCUAGCCCCAGUGGGAAGCCCUCUGGAUCAGCAGUUAACAUGGGCUCUGUGCAGGGACACUACGUUCAACAGGCCAAACAACGAGUGGAUGAAAAAGCCAGCCUGGGAGCCGUGAAGCUGCAGGAAGCCCCCUCCGCCACCUCCCAGAUGAAGCGAACUGGAGCAAUCAAGCCUCGGGCGGUCAAGGUGGAAGAGAGCAAGGCCUGAAGGUGCUGGGCCACGCCUCGCCCCCCUGAGCGCAGGGCUGCCGCUCGGCCCUGACCUCUGACGCAGCCAGACACGCGGACAUCUUGGAGAUCCACCGUCCAACCACCUGGCCCGGACUGAGAGACCUUCCUUCCCUUGUCCACUCCUGAAAGCUCCAUUGUCCGACCAGCUUGCCCCCGUGGAUAUGUGGCAUUGACCUGCUCGCUUUAAUAUGAAGCAAACAAGCAAGCAAACUGACCCUGUC